AGCUUAUAGGCUCAAAGUUCAGAGGCUGCGCGUGUGCCACUCCACGCGGGAAUAACAUGCAGCCUCCAGGGAUCGCAGCCCUCGGAGAAAUUAUGUCACCUGGCGGGUCACGGCUGUCCGUUGACGACGACGGUUGGAUGCUCACGGGAAUUGGCCCUGGGCUGUACAUCCGCGCGUCGUGCCCCAAGCUGCACGGAAGAGUGGGCAGCACCCGUUGGGCGAAGACGUUGUUCUUCCAAGGUGCUGCUCUCGAAUACAUGGAGGUGGCCGUGCCCGGACUCCACCCGGCCCCAGGGCUGGCGGUGGCGGGCCGCUGCGGCGCGGACGGCGGCAACGCGCCGCCGUUCAGCUGGCGGCUCACCCUGGCUCUGCGCCAGGGCGACCUGCUGCUGAUGCGCCUGGAGACGACGCUGGACGAGAGCGACGAGGAGGUGGUGUUGGAGCGAGUGCAGCUCGCGCCCCUGCAGCUGCACGCGCUGCCCGGCGGCGAGCGGGGCCCCGCCUCCGACGGCGCGCCUCCGCGGGCUCCCGCCCCCGCGGGCUGGCCCGCGUGCCGGCCCCAGGCUUGGGGCAAGCUCUUGCGGCAGGUGCUCGCGAGGGACGCCGGCACGCGGCGCAGGAGCCCGGAGCACUCGUCGUUCCUGGUCAACGGCUGGCAGAGCUUCAGCUUCAGCGGCGUGCUCCACGGCGCGGUGCCGCAGCCCCGCACGUGCAUGCCGUUUUUCUCCGGCGCCUUCCACGACGGCGCCUCGCUGCCAGAGGGGGCCGAGGGCAGCGACGGGGCGCUCGUGAGCGACAUGUUCGGCGUCUUCUGGCUGCACGGUCUCGGCGGGGCGGUGGCCGGCUUCCUGCGGCAGUGCGGCGGCUUCGGGGGCGUGGCGGCGUUGGACGCCGUGGAGCCUCCGAGGCUACUGCUCUUCAGCGAGGCGGGCGUGGCUCUGCGCCCAGGGGUCGCGGUGGCCUCCGACUGGGCCGUCGUGGCGCCCUUUGGGCCAGCACAGGACCAGAGGCACGUGGAGGCGCUGUCCGGCGCCUGCAGCCUGCGGCACGUCGAAGCCGGUGCUUGCGCUCUGCGGCUCUAUCUGGAGCUCGUGGCGCUGCACUGCGGGGUGCAGCGCCGCCAUCCGCGCCCGCUCGGUUGGUGCUCCUGGUAUUGCCAUGGCCCCACUGUGAACAUGUCGCUGAUGGAGGACUCCCUACAAAAACUCGUGGGCGAGCGGGAUCGGCGACGGCUCCCCUGCAACUUGUUCCAGCUGGACGACGGCUGGCAGAGUGCAUGGGGCGAUUGGCUCUCUCCCAAUCUGGCCAGGUUCCCUCAGGGGCUGAGGCCACUCGCCCACAAGAUAAAAAAUGUAGGCUUGACGCCUGGGAUUUGGUUAGCCCCAGCCGCUUUGGUUUCGCACUCGAGGGUGGCAAACGAGCACCCUGACUGGAUACUGCGCGCUUCGGAUGGGAAGCCCGUGAAGUGCGGUUUCACGGCCCCAGGGCUUUGGAUGCAGGCGCUCGACGUGACCAACCCAGCUGUAGUCGAGCACAUCAGCAAGGUCAUUGGGACCAUCGUCCACGAGUGGGGAUUUCGAUAUCUCAAGUGCGAUUUCUUGCAUUGCGCGUCCAUGUCCGCGGGGGUGAGGCACGACGCAACGGUGUCGCGCGCCGCAGCGCUCGAGAGGCUGAUGUCCACGAUCCGGAAGGCCGCUGGAGAGCGCGUCUUCGUGCUGGCGUGUGGCGCUCCGCUCGGGCCGUGCAUCGGGCACGUGGACGCGGCCCGCGUGUCCGCAGAUACCGCAGAGCACUGGCUGCCCAAGGGCCCGGAUGUCUGGGGGACCCGGUGGUUUUUCGCCAGGGACCGCACCAAUUUGCCCGCCGCUCGGAACAUGGUGAGGAAUACAAUGGUGCGCCUGGCGAUGGGCGAGCACCUGUGGAUCAACGAUCCCGACUGCCUCAUCCUCCGCGAGGACGUCCCCCUGGAUGAGGCGCGCGCUCUCGCGACGGUCGCAGCGAUGAGCGCGGGCUCCCUCAUCCUCUCGGACAACUUGCAGGAGAUGGUCCCCGAGCGCCUCGCGCUCCUGGAGUGCCUGGUUCCGCCACUGCCCCGCCCUGCCGAGGACGUCCGCCUGCUGGCGCCCGAGAUCCCCACCCUGCUCGCAACGAGCCUGCAGCCAAAGCCGAGCGUGGACGAAAGCAGCUGGAGCUUGGUGUCCUUGUUCAGUUGGCCCGAAGGGGACGCCGCCCCGGACGAGAUGGUCGAGCUGCCCGUGGCUGUUCCAGAGGGCGAGGCUCCGACCGAGUGGCACGUGUUCGAGUUCUGGAGCGGUUCCUACGAGCUGCUCGCCACAGCUCAUGGCAGGCCCCUCAUCCGACCGAGGAGAGCCGUGCCCGGCAGGUGCACUUGCCAGCUCCUGGCAGUGCGCCGCGUGGACCGGGCCAGGGCGCAGUUCGUAGGGUCCAACGUGCACGUAUCCUGCGGGCUCGAGCUCGGCAGCUUCGGCCAGAGCAGCUGCGGAGC
Prorocentrum cordatum is the source of this 2506-nucleotide messenger RNA. The record is from the annotation of a GenBank genome assembly. Lineage: Eukaryota; Dinophyceae; Prorocentrales; Prorocentraceae.